AUGCAUUCAACUUACCACUUUUCUCCUCUACGACAAUGAGGCAAGGGAUACGCUCGAUCCAGAACAGACACUGAUCCAAUGGGCUCCUCCUCAUCCAAGGUCGCUAGCAAAGCUGCCGCCGGUGCAGCUCGUCGACAAUACCCUUCUACUUCAUCCAUCCCGAACACCGCAACUCCCACCACCAAUACUCCUGCCAGAACAAAUGCACCCAUCCAAACUGCCGGGCCUACCGCUCCUACUCAGGUACAUCCCGAUCCAGUGACAAACCCUCCUGUAGAACAAAAAACAGAACAAGUCGAGCUGGACGGCCGAGAUCCGCAAUUUGGCGCCGCCUUGCGGAAAAUAGGGCCUGUUAAACCUAGUCCAGACGCGAGACCAGACGAAUCUUUCCCGACUUCAAGCGAGCCUAUGCAGUCGGGACAGAACAUCUUCCCUUCUACACAAAACAAUCCGGCGGUCAUACUCACUCAAGCACGGCAAAGAAUUGGUAAACAGUGGGAAACAGAGGAUGAUAAUCGAGGCAGACCUAGUUUUCACGGCCGAACUAUGAUGAGUGCAAAGGACAUUAAAGAGGCACUGAGACUACGUGAUGACGUUGGGAAACCGUCGCAAGAGGUGGAGAAGCAGAUGAAGUUGAAGUCGGGCAUUCUGGAUCAGUUGCUCGCCAAAGAUGUGGUUGCCAAUACUUGAAUGCACCUCGCAUCGCCACCGAGCCGCGGUUGAAAACAGUACUUGAAUGACUCCGGAGCCUGUCAUGGAGCCGCUAUAUGCUCGUUAGUACAGAUCGCGAGCUGCUGGCUGAAAAAUAUGAAUGCACAAUCGGGUGCCAUUGUCCGUUCCCUGUCAUCAACCAGCAGGAACUGUGUUGGGCACGUGGUUCAGCAGCGAAUGGCGGUCAAGAAGUCGCCAAGUCGCCAUACUCAUUGCAAUCUGCCUCUUCUAUCUGGCAUGAUAAGGGCCUGCGCACUGUUCGAGUAGCACUUGGUCAGUACGACGUUUGUUAUCAUGGUUGAAAAACCGUGCUAACUCACAAACAUAGCAGAAGGC
Messenger RNA from Exophiala viscosa, 1047 nucleotides. RefSeq lists its product as uncharacterized. Lineage: Eukaryota; Fungi; Ascomycota; Eurotiomycetes; Chaetothyriales; Herpotrichiellaceae. The record is from RefSeq and is a predicted model, not a curated record. The transcript has a single exon. The coding region runs from base 79 to 690 and encodes 203 amino acids.